Molecule: messenger RNA, 2041 nt
Organism: Liolophura sinensis
Lineage: Eukaryota; Metazoa; Mollusca; Polyplacophora; Chitonida; Chitonidae
Product: steryl-sulfatase-like
Exons: 2
Coding region: 6-1766 (586 amino acids)
Molecular function (GO): arylsulfatase activity
Source: RefSeq, a predicted model, not a curated record
GAAAUAUGCCGGCUAGUGAGCAUUUAGCUAGGUUGUUAAUUGUUUGUGCAGUGUUGCGGUUUGGAAAUGCUGCCGCAGAGCCUAAUAUCGAAGACACAAAACCUAAUGUUGUCAUUUUUCUAGCAGACGAUCUUGGCUAUGGGGAUUUAGGAUGUUACGGUAAUGAUGAAGUGCCGACGCCAAACAUUGAUGCCUUGGCGACUGAUGGGUUGAAAUUCUCCAGGAUGUACUCUCAGCCCGUUUGCACACCAGCCAGGGCUGCUUUACUUACAGGCAGUCACCCUGUGAGACAUGGGUUGAUGGAAGACACGGAUGCUUAUGGUAUCAAGUCACCUGUGUUUGUAAGCAAUGCUCAGCCAGGUGGGUUAGCCUGCGGCAAGGAUACUUUCCUACCUCAGAUAUUAAAGACCUCAGGGUACCGAAAUGCCAUGAUAGGAAAGUGGCACCUGGGCAUGGGGAAAGACGGGGAACAUCUGCCCAUGAACUGUGGGUUUGAUGUAUUCUAUGGUAUUCCAGGGUCUCAUUGUGCAGGAUGUACCAGUGACGAGAAAUACAGACUGACUGACCAUGACUUGUUUGUGAGGUCUGUUUCUAGUCACAUUCCAGCCAUUAGUGCUGGUGUGGCUUUUCUUCUCACAGGUGUAUACAUGAACAUGAUAGGGAAGCGUGCCAUCGUGCUUAUCCUUGCUUGUUUCUGUAUUGGCCUGUUUCUACAUCGUGCAUUCUUCUUUUUGCUACAUGACAACCCUCUGUCUUGCAUUCUGAUGAGAAACAAGGAGAUCAUCGAGCAACCGUACAAAGAUGAAAAUAUGACACUGAGGAUGACGAAUGAGGCCAUAGAGUUUAUAUCAGAUACAGUACAGGACAAGUCUCCCUUUUUUCUAUUGAUGUCUUACUUACAGCCCCAUCACCCCAGUAUAAGAUCUCAAAACUUUAUGGGCAAAUCCAAGCAAGGAAUAUACUAUGACUCUGUCAUGGAGAUAGACUGGAGUGUGGGUGUGAUUGUCAAACGGCUUCAAGAGUUAAGUAUCAAAAAUAACACCCUGAUAAUUUUUUCUUCUGAUAAUGGCCCUGAGAUCUCAAACCCUGCCACAAACAUACCAAACCCACCUGAGAUGCGGGGUUCUACUCUGUACAAAUCCGUCCACAAUCAGGUAGGUAUAGAGUUAUCUGGUACAAAGGGUUCUCUUAAGGAAGGAGGCAUCCGUGUGCCUGCGAUCAUCUCAUGGCCAGGCCACAUUCCUCCAGGCUCUCAGUCAAAUGCUGUUGCAUCACUAAUGGAUGUCUUUCCAACAGUACAGGAAAUUCUGAAAAUCGGAAAUGUUAACCGAUUUAUAGAUGGUAAAAGUUUAACUGCGAUAUUCAAGGACCCAGGCUUAAUUAUCCACCAUGAGUUGUUACUGCAUUUCUGUGAAAUGAGUGCUGUGGCAGCAGUGUCAUAUGGAAACUAUAAACUGUAUUACACCACUGGUGAAAAUAAUCAUGGCUGCUCGGGAGUCAUGCUUCAGCCUCCACUUCUCUAUAACAUUGCUGAAGAUCCAGGGGAGACAACUCCUCUGUCAGUGAGGGAAUAUGAGCCACUGCUCAGUAAGAUCCACAUGGGUGUAAUUAGGCAGCAGUCUAAUAUAUUACCAGAAAUAGUGGCCCAGUCUUCACAUUUUUCCAGAUUACCCCGUCCAUGGCUUUUUCCAUGUGCAAAUUUUCCUUACUGUCAAAUUUCUAUAUCUGAGGAGCAAGAUUACAAAUACCUUUUCAGUAAUACUUAAUAUGAAACUUGCACAUUCUUUUGUUAUAGCUUUUUAAAGAAAAAUUUGAAUCAAAAUAUCUUUUUACAAGGUUUUAUAUUGUUGGACUGCUAUUCUCAUAAAAAACAUUCCCAUUUCUAAGCAUAUUUACACAGGAGUUCUUUUCGGUAAUAUUUUUACAAGAAAGUUUAUGGGUGUUACUGGAUAUUUUUCUCACAUUUGUACAUAAUAUUUUAUAGAUGUGAAUCAACAAGGUGCUAAAUUAAAGAUACAUAUGCAUGUGAUCUAUGAACAAA